Molecule: messenger RNA, 2511 nt
Organism: Durusdinium trenchii
Lineage: Eukaryota; Dinophyceae; Suessiales; Symbiodiniaceae
Source: the annotation of a GenBank genome assembly
AUGCGAAGGGGGUCAUGCGGCACUGCAGCAGCUUUGUUCUUGACUUCUCUGACUCUUCAGGGAUGCGAGGGUGGGCGAUGGGUGAUGAAAGGCUCCUUCGUGGCGCUGCUCAUCGGCAUGCUCCCCUGCGUGCUCCUGGCACGCAAGCUCUCGCGCGCCGAACUCCAAUGGCUCUCGGUCGUGGGCGAGAACGAAGACGACGAGAAAGCACCGCCGCAGCGCGCGCGAGCGCGGCGGCGAUCAGCGCCGCGGAGAUCGCGGUGCUUUUGGACCACGCUGGUGGUGGGUCUCAGUUGGCUUCCUUGGCUUCUGGUGAUGCUCUUCACUGCAUGGCUUCCUGUGUGGCUGAAUCUGUGCUCUUGUCGGAUGGCAGCAGUGUGCGAUGUGGACUGGCUGGGCUUUCCCAAUGGCUGCCGCUGUCCUUCCAGAGGAACAACUCCGGACGAUAUUGAGUAUCUCUAUAAGGGUAGCGACUAUUGCUGGCACUGCCCUGAGAACAUGCUCUCGGUGGCCUCUGCCGAAGAGUCUGCGGACUGCGUUUGCGACGCCCAGUCGAUCCCAUGUUGUGGUCAGGAUGGUUUCGUGAACUGUUCCUCCUGGGGCUGCGGCAGUGGCGAGUGUGCCCGCUGCCCGAGCGGCUUCAGCGUCUUUUCAUUCCGCCAUCAACAGCAGCGCUGCGUUUGCGCGGUCGUCCGGGCAGACAGCACUACCGCUCCGAUGACGCUGCCGAACCAGUGGCAGUUGGACUGCGAGAUGUGCAGUGGAACCAGCGAAUGCCUUUGCCCCAUCGGCUACUUCCUGGCAGACACUGGCAACUCCUGCAUUCAAUGUCCAGACGGCUCAAGCAACACAGAGCCUGGCGCCUCGAGCUGCAACGUGGGGAUCCAAUUGGACGUGCCCAUCGCCUUGGCAGGUUUUGUUGCAAUUCUCUACACCCUUUGUCCCCUCCUCGUCGCCUGUUGGUUGCGCUUCCGCUGGCCGAUGAUGCUGGACAUUUUGGUGUCCUCGUUGGACUUUGGCUCCGACCUCUUUUGGCUUCUCACCGGCCGCUUCUACCAGGAAGCCACGCUGAGAUUGGGCUUUUGCUUCGUAUUGGGCAGUAGCUUGGUCUUCAUUCUCGCCUUCUAUUUCCGUGGCUGUCCCCCGCUCUUGCUCCGCAUCCUGGAAGAGUCGGAGGCCCCGGUGAGCGUGGGCGACGUGGCAGAGGGCAUGGUGCCGUGGCUGCUGUUGCCGCUGAUCUUGCCGUGGAAGACCCUGAAGAUUAUCGCUCGUGGCACUCUUCGCUGUCUUCGCCGCCAAGACGUCAAAGGCUGCGUGUGCCGGUCCAGAGCUUUAAGGAUCUUGGAGAAGGCUCGGCAGCGCCUUCUGCGACGAGGAACUUAUCAGGUCUUUGAGACGAUUGAAGGGGAGCUGCAAUACUUGGUCGCCAAUCUUUGCGUCACGAUGUGUUUGAUUCUCUCCUUGGCAUUCGGUUGGCUGCUGGUGGCACUGGGUCUCCUGGCUGCGUUCGUGAUCGCCGUGGCCAGCGCUUCGGCCAUGAUCCUGAUGCUUCCGGUGCUCAUGGUCCUCGCUGGGCUCUUCGGAGUCAUCGUGAUGCUGAUGUACCUCUUCUGGUGUGCCCUGCUGAGCCUGGUGGUGAUCGUGGGCUUGAUCCUCUUGGGCAUGCUGCUGCACUUGACUCGCUUGCUGGCCGCCGAGGUGGUCUCCAGCUGGUACGGCGCGUUGUGGGCACGACAGGAUCCGCAAAGACACAAGCUGCCUCAGAGCCCCUCCUCGUCGCCCAGCCUCCGCGCCGUGGCCGCUGAGCCGCCCUCGCCGUCUCCGCCGCCGACGUCGGCGUCGGCGCUGCGCUUUCUGCCGCAGGAGCCAGAUGGUGAACCUCCUCCGUUGGCACCCGCGAGCCCACGCACCGCGCGGCGCGAGCGCGAGUGGGCGGAGCUGGAGUUGAGGAGCUUCGCUUGGAAUGAGACGUUGUGGAACUGGCUGGUCUUUGGCGAGCUCGUGUGUGAAACACUGCCAAUGCUCGUGCUGAACGUGUGGAAUUGGACGCUGUUGGAGGGGGCAGGCGUACCUGAUGUGAGCCUGGCGAAUGUGGGAGCCCUGGUGUCUUCAUGCAUGAUGUUGGCCAGACUGGGCUAUUGGCAGUUCUAUCACGUGUGGUUCAAUGACUACGGGAUUUGGGAGGUUCCUACCCGCCUUCGCCCACGACCGAAGUCCCGCAAAGCGCAGAGCCGUGGGUCGCUCCGCGUCAGUGGCCGCCUCCACGGAACCGCAGACUGCACCCCAAAGGAACCGCCGAGCGCUCCCGCCGACCUCGUGGAGCCGGCAGAAGUCAUCGGACGCGUCGAGAAGUCAUGCGCACAGCGCGAAGAGGGGCCGAACAAGAUCCGGGCGACGCCAGCGCCCCCGGUGACGACGUUCGAGGACGUCGAUGAGGACGUCGAUGAUCGUGAGGAUGUGCGUAGCGUGCGUGAGUGGCUGGGGCAGUCAGAGAGCGAGCUGCUGACGUGA